This is a messenger RNA of Mauremys reevesii (Reeves's turtle), 658 nucleotides long. Its product is annotated as maestro heat-like repeat-containing protein family member 1. The coding region runs from base 34 to 321 and encodes 95 amino acids. Lineage: Eukaryota; Metazoa; Chordata; Testudines; Geoemydidae. The record is from RefSeq and is a predicted model, not a curated record. The transcript is spliced from 4 exons.
GGCAGAGCCGAGCUGAAGCCUGAAGAGCUCCAGAUGGACAUUUGCAGACACCUUGCCAAAGAAAAUGCAGAACUGCUGGAGAACUUGUACAGCACCACCAUCGCGUCCUUCAGUAGCAGCUGGGAAGGGAUCCGGGCAGGUGCCGCCAACUUAGCUGGCAUCAUCCUGGAACACACAGACACUCAGCGUAUGAAAUGGCUGGACCUGGAACAUCUGCUGAUGUCUCUCCGGGUCCUAGAGAAAGACCCAAGUCCCACUGUCCAGCUGGUGGCAACUGAGCUCAUAAGUGACAUCUGUCCUGGCCGAGCGCUUGGCGAAUGAAGCAGAACGGAGACAAACAGAACAAGGCGCUCCAGUGGUAUAAGGGCCCUACCAUCAAUCAAAUGUUAAUCCCACCCCUUGACCCCGGCAGCAAGAUGUGUCAUGUGACCCCUCUAAGAACUCCUCCCACUGCCAUCUACCGAUCAGGGUGGGUUUCGCCCCAAUAGGAAUGCCCCGAGGGAAGGGGAGUUCCGGGGCAGGUGACCUGUCCUUUGUGUGACCCCUCUAAGAACUCCUCCCACUGCCAUCUACCGAUCAGGGUGGGUUUCAGCCACUGGGGAUCACUCCAAGAGGAGAUUUGACCAACUGGGGGGAAUUCUGGGGUGGGGUGACCCAU